AUGAAGGACAAAAAAAUUACUCAAGACUUUAUUGCAUUAACACAAAACGAAACAGAAGAACUAAGUGUUUCAAUUGUUUUCGGCAAAAUGUUGUAUAGCUUAGGUGAAUAUGAUAAAUCACAAAAAUAUUUUCAACAAUUAUUCACUGAUUCCAAUGAUGAAGAUCGAGCAUGGAUUGAAUAUAAUAUUGGUCAAGUUCUUCUUUGUAAAGGUGAAUGGAAUAAAGCUCGAGAAUAUUAUGAUCGAGCUUAUGAUAGCAUGAUGAAAAAUAAACCAGCACGAAUCAAAGAUUCUGCUCAUGUUCUCAGCGGCAUUGGUGACAUUCUCCGUAAGCAAGGAAAAUACGAUGAAGCUCUUGAUUAUCAUCAGAGAGCAUUAAAAAUUCGAGAGAAAUAUUAUCCAUUUGGUCAUGUCGAUAUAUCUUAUAAUUUCUCUAGCAUUGGAUGCGAGUACUAG
Messenger RNA from Rotaria sp. Silwood2, 456 nucleotides. The record is from the annotation of a GenBank genome assembly. Lineage: Eukaryota; Metazoa; Rotifera; Eurotatoria; Philodinida; Philodinidae.